Molecule: messenger RNA, 798 nt
Organism: Selaginella moellendorffii
Lineage: Eukaryota; Viridiplantae; Streptophyta; Lycopodiopsida; Selaginellales; Selaginellaceae
Exons: 3
Coding region: 14-445 (143 amino acids)
Source: RefSeq, a predicted model, not a curated record
GCUAGAACAUUUGAUGGCCCGCGCUCGAUACAGGGGAUUGCGGCCGAUCUUCUCUUCGAUUCGCGCUUCUAGGGCCAAGGCGCCGCUAUUGAUCCACAGCCGGGGCGGCCACAGCGGCGGCGGCGAGCCCUGGCAGGAGAGCGUCUAUGUCGACAGGGAUCCCAGUCCCGUUCGCAGGCUUGAGCGUGUUCUUCGCGAGCACAAGAUUUGCAAGGCGGCGCCCAGUUGGCUGCCAUUCGUCCCCGGGAGCUGCUACUGGGUGCCUUCCAAGGAUCUGGCGCUUUUACCCGGCGACGCAUACGGCUUCGUGAAGAGUUUGGGGGCAAGCGAAGCGUGCGAUAUGGUCAAGCGGCUGCGCUUGAAUGAUUCUCCUCGGCUUCCAGCGGAAAAAGUGGUCAUUGUUGUCGAGCCUGUAGAUCCCGAUGAUCAAUCUGGAGACGCUUAAUGCUCCCAAGCACCUCAGCUGGUGAUCCACAGUGUUUCUAUCACUAUGGAUGGUAUGAAACGCAAAUUAAUGCCCGUGCAAACAUACUCCUCGAGUCUGAUCCCACGCAAUUUUCCUUGAGCUUGAGAUCAUACUAUAGACACUCCUUGGAAGCCAAGCAUCCAUCGUGAAGAAGGUUUUGGGAUUUGAUAUGGCCGCCGUGAUCCAUCGCCAGGAGGUUGUCUCAAUCGUUUCCUCUUCGUCCAUGCUGCCUGCACCUGAGCUCACAUAUAGUUUCGUUUUAUGCCUGUUAAUCUUAGUGUACUCGCCUUUGACAGAAUAUUCCACCGUCAAUUUUCUGAUACCAUUAUUCA